AUGUCUCAAUCAAAUAAACCACAUAGAUUACGUACUAAUGCGACUCAGGCAUGUACAAAUUGUCAAACACGACACCGAAGGUGUGAAUGGCUUUCUGAAAGGGACAUUUGUCCAUACUGUAGAAGAUAUGGACUUAAUUGUAUCACUACCCCGGGUAGAAGACGCGGGCGAAGGCCUAGGUCGCCCAGAACUACCGAAGCUAUCUAUUCUUUCGAAACUGUUGUGUCAUUCAUUGGCCAAGGACAAAUGCCAAAUGAUCAAAAUACCGCGUCAAUUAAUUCUUAUGAACCUUCUCUUAGAAUUACCGAAACGCUUAUUAACCAAGAAUUAACACAAAUUACCACAUCAAUUAACCCUUACGAAACUACUACUACACACCUCGGAACCUCACAUACUUAUAAUCAUAUUUCUACUAUUCCUUCUUUCGGACCUACUUAUGCAUUCAUUGACCAAGGACAAACGUUAGAUGAUCAAAAUAUCGCGCCAAUUAAUCCCUACGAACCUUUUUUUGAAACUACCGGAACAUUAAUUGACCAUGAACCAACAUCAAAUCAUUCACAUAUUUAUAAUCAUAUCACUACUAUUCCUUCUUUCGGAACUACUGAUGCAUUCAUUGGCCGACAAACGUUAGAUGAUCAAAAUGCCGUGUCAAUUAACUUUUAUGAAUCUUUUUUGGGAACUACCGGAGCAUUCAUUGGCCAAGAACUAACACCAAAUCAUCAAAAUACUACAUCAAUUAACACUACAAUUCCUUCUUUCGGCCAAGGACAUACUUUAGAUGAUCAAAAUACUAAGUCAAUUAUUAACCAAGAACCAACACCAAUUAUCACAUUAAAUAACCCUUAUGAAAUUACUACUACUGAAGAACUUCAAUUCUUCUACCCAAACUUCGAAACCCUACAUAUUUAUGAUUAUAAUCUUUUGAGGGCUGCCAAAGCGACUGCCGAAGCAUUUGCCGAAGCGACUGUCGAUAGAUUUAUUGUUUAUAAUCGUAACUUUCUUUUGGAGACUGCCGAAGCAUUUGCUGACCAAGGAUCAUCGUUAGAUAAUCAAAAUACCACGACAAUUUUUAGAGAAGCAUUUAUUGCCCAAGAACAAACACCAAAUAAUCAAAAUACCGCAUCAAUUGGCCCCUGUGAAAACUACUACUGA
This is a messenger RNA of Racocetra persica, 1152 nucleotides long. The record is from the annotation of a GenBank genome assembly. Lineage: Eukaryota; Fungi; Glomeromycota; Glomeromycetes; Diversisporales; Gigasporaceae.